AUGUUGGAUGGCUGUGUGCUAUAUAAAGAUCUGGUACCUACUGUAGAGUCAGCUGUUUUUCCCCUGGCCUUGCAGAAAGCCAAGCCCAACAGCGGCCUAAGAGAAGACAUCUACUCUGAGUCUGGCCCCAACCGAAACCCCAAAAGGAAGCCUGAUAAAGGUGCCGAGUAUGACUCAUGCUAUUGCUUCAUGCCUCCUCCUUGCCCAUCCUUUACCCAUUUCAUUGGUGCUAAACCCGGGAAGGAGGAGGGAUGCGCUUUCGUGGUGUUCUCGCUGCUGCCGUACGCCCGUGGAGUAGCGGCUGUCAUCCGUCAGAGGGCGGAGUGGUUGAGGACCAGGCGACAGCGUGUCCGGGGACAGGUUCCCAGGAGAGGGGUGGACCACAGGCUGGCGGAACGGCUAGAUGGGCAGCAUCUCCCCUCCAGAGCAGGUCACUCGAUCUCACACAUCAGACGGACAUCAGAUACCUCCCGGCUAGAACGCAUAAGUGCUCCUCGGGCGAUCCUCUCUCAUAUAUCUGCAAGAAGGCCAACACGCUUUAUCAAGCCAUCAAGGCCAGAGGUCAAGGACUUCAUCCCCCACAAUGCGAUUCACCGCGAGGCAGGCUGUCAAGAGGAGUCUGACAUUGAGGCCAACUGCUCGUGCUCAGUGGCAGGCCAAUGGGGAGAGGUCUUGGUCUUGGUGUCCAUGGAAACACAGUUAGCUUGUGUGAAUUGUGUGCGCUGGUCAAAUAAUGGCUUGUACCUGGCGUCGGGAGGCGAUGACAAACUCGUCAUGGUGUGGAAGAGAGCUGCUUUCAUAGGUCCAAGCACAGUGUUUGGAUCCAGCAGUAAACUAGCUAAUGUGGAACAAUGGAGGUGUGUCACCAUUCUGAGGAGCCACACAGGAGAUGUAAUGGACGUCGCCUGGUCGCCUCAUGAUAUCUGGCUCGCUUCGUGCAGCGUGGAUAACACCAUCGUCAUCUGGAAUGCCCGAAAAUUCCCAGAGAUCGUGAUGACUUUAAAGGGACACACAGGGCUAGUGAAAGGCCUAACGUGGGACCCCGUGGGCAAAUACAUCGCCUCCCAGGCAGACGACCACAGCCUAAAGGUCUGGAGGACCGUGGACUGGCAACUGGAGACCAACAUCACCAAACCCUUCAAUGAGUGUGGUGGCACCACACAUGUCUUGAGGCUGAGCUGGUCUCCAGACGGUCAGUACCUGGUCUCAGCCCACGCCAUGAAUAAUUCUGGGCCCACAGCUCAGAUCAUUGAACGGGAUGGCUGGAAAACAAACAUGGACUUUGUGGGUCAUCGGAAAGCUGUUACUGUGGUGAAGUUCAACCCUAAGAUCUUUAAGAAGAAACAGAAGAACGGCAGCACACCCAAACCCAGCUGCCCAUACUGCUGCUGUGCUGUGGGCAGUAAGGACCGCUCGCUCUCUGUAUGGCUCACCUCACUCAAACGUCCUCUGGUGGUCAUUCAUGACCUUUUCGAUAAGUCCAUCAUGGACAUUACAUGGACCCUAAAUGGGCUUGGACUCAUGGUGUGCUCCAUGGAUGGAACUGUGGCCUUCCUGGACUUUUCUCAGGAUGAGCUGGGAGAUCCACUGAAUGAAGAGGAAAAGAACACUAUUCAUCAGAACAUCUAUGGAAAGAGUCUGGCCAUCACUAUGGAGUCACAACUUUCCAGCACAAUCAUUGAGAACCCAGAAAUGCUCAAGUACCAACAGGAGCACCAGGGGAACCAAAAUCCUAAUGAAGCCCAUGGAUGCGGUCCUGAGACCCAGACGCCCAAACUCACUAAUGUGCUCAAUGGAGAGUCCCUGGAGGACAUCAGAAAGAACCUCUUAAAAAAGCAGGUCGAGACCAGAACUGCAGACGGAAGGCGAAGAAUCACACCACUUUGUAUCGCACAGCUCGACACAGGGGAUUUCUCACCAGCAUUGUUUAACAGCGCGCCGAUCUUGCCGGGGUCAUCUGCGUCGACCCAGCUGACCCCUCAGAUAUCUUCUGAUUCCAGCACGGCCAACUCAUUGGGCCUACGACCCACCCACGACCCCUCUACCACCUCUCCCAACAAAACUGCAGAAGAGAAUAAGGAUGGUGGAGCUCCACCAGUAAACUCAGUUGGUAUGAAAUCUAAUCUGCUUUUGACAUCCGCCUCCAAGAUUGAGCCAAUGAAAGCACUGGACUCACGAUUCACUGAGAGGUCAAAGGCCACACCAGGGGUCACUAGCGUACCGCCAACUGUGGGCAUCACCCCACUUGACAGGGUAAAAGACAGCUCUGUGAAGGAGCCUAGAGUGAAAGAUGAGACCAGUAGUGACAGUGAGGACAAAAUCAUGGUGAAAUCACUCUCGAAGAGGAAAGUAGAGAUGGAGGGAGGAGAGGUGGUAGAGAAGAGAAAGAAGGGAAGGCCAAGGAAAGAUGCCAAAACGAUGAUGCCCAUAUCACAGCCCUUCCCACAGACUUCAUUUUCAGUGGAAAAGGAGCCAGUUCGAUUAGCAACACCUGUUGUGGCAUUAAAACUUCCCACCCCAUCAAUCCAGAAAUCAUUCAGCACUCAGGUGGGCACAGAUGCUGUUACAUAUCUAGAGGUGGAAAAUGAGGUCUCUGUGGUGUCUGGGGCCCGUCUCAGUCAGCUGAAAUGGAGCAGAGAUGGCCGGGAAUGGGAGACACUUCUACCCAGUCGCAUUGUCAUUGCUACUGGUAGCAGUGAUGUUGUUGCUAUAGCAUGCGAGGAUCGCACACUGUCUGUCUUUUCGGCUUGUGGGCGGAGAUUGUUUCCCUCAUUCGUGCUGCCUGCACCCAUGUCAGCAUUGCAUUGCUCGGGCCACUUUGUCAUGGUGCUAACAGCAUCAGCCACGUUAUCCGUCUGGGAUGUUCAGAAACCGAAAGUUCUGGUCAAAAAUGAAUCCUUGAACUCUAUCUUAUCAGGCACAGAAGUCACAGUAAGUCAGUCUUUUGUGACCCAGCAAGGUGUAGCUAUUGUGGGGUUGUCAAACGGCAAAACUUACUGCUUCAACUCAUCACUGGAGACCUGGAAUUUAAUCGCAGAUAAGCAGGACUCUCUGGUGCAGUGUGCAGACUUCAGGAAUUGUAUAUCCACUCAGGAUUCUCUGGGCUUCAUGGGGCCACUCGCCCUCACACAGGGUCGAAAUCUGAGUGCGGGGUGGUUGGCGUCUCGCCUGUCAUCUACACCUCACCACUUGCAGCAGGGAAUGACACUGGCCUUCCUAGAAAACCAGCUCUCGUCUGCUCUCAUCCUUCUCUCGGCAAACGAGUACAGACACUGGCUUCUCAUCUACGCACGGUUCCUCGUGAAUGAGGGUUUUGAGCAGAGGUUGAGGGAACUAUGUCAGGAUUUAUUGGGACCAGUUCACAAAUCCAGUAGCAGCUCCUGGGAGCCGACAGUUCUGGGUCUGAGAAAGAGGGAUCUGUUGACCGAGGUGCUGCCUGUGAUUGGUCAGAACUUGAGGUUCCAAAGACUCUUCACAGAAUACCAGGAUCAGCUUGAAUUGCUGCGUCUGAAAUAGCACUUCACCUUUGAACUUCUGAUGUUUCACCCGACCCCUGCCUCGCCUGUACACGAAUUGUCUGUCUGCCUUAGCUUUCCCUGACAGCACUGCUCAUAUCGCAGACAUGGACACUAAAUAAAAUGGACACAAUAAUGAUGUUUUUUAAAGAAUUAUUUUGAAUUCAUUUGUGAAUUAACAAUUAUUCAUUAAUUAUGUUUGUAAACUUUGUGCUGGUGGCAAGAAAGAGGAAAGGUUGGGAUAUUUUCAAAAAAAAAUCUAAGGAUCAUUUUGAUAAAGCACAAAGUUUGCAUGGCACUCAUCUCAGAACCGGACGUUUGUACUUUUCAACUAUAAGUUGAUGUGAGUGAUGAUCCAAACACUUUUUCCCAUCCCUCCUCUCUUUUCAUCGUUUUCCUUUAGUUCCAAUUUGUACAGUCAUUUGUCAUUUAUUUGUAAAUGUUUGUAAAAGGCAAUUUCUUUUUUCUCUCUCCAUUUUCUAUAAAAUUUUGAAAAUGGUAAACCUUCAAUUAAAUAAGGAAUAAACAUU
Molecule: messenger RNA, 4045 nt
Organism: Xyrauchen texanus (razorback sucker)
Lineage: Eukaryota; Metazoa; Chordata; Actinopteri; Cypriniformes; Catostomidae
Product: protein HIRA
Exons: 28
Coding region: 1-3516 (1171 amino acids)
Biological process (GO): chromatin remodeling; DNA-templated transcription; regulation of DNA-templated transcription
Cellular component (GO): HIR complex; nucleus
Molecular function (GO): nucleosome binding; protein binding
Source: RefSeq, a predicted model, not a curated record